Messenger RNA from Engraulis encrasicolus (European anchovy), 4628 nucleotides. RefSeq names its product NIMA-related kinase 7 (gene nek7). Gene Ontology annotation, biological process: peptidyl-serine phosphorylation. The transcript has 10 exons. The coding region runs from base 543 to 1457 and encodes 304 amino acids. NCBI's taxonomy places the organism in Eukaryota, Metazoa, Chordata, Actinopteri, Clupeiformes, Engraulidae. Gene Ontology annotation, molecular function: ATP binding; protein serine/threonine kinase activity. The record is from RefSeq and is a predicted model, not a curated record. Gene Ontology annotation, cellular component: nucleus.
AACUCUCGCACUGGAGUGCUACUUGACACUGAAAUGCAAUCCCUGUCGUCACGGGAGAUUGCUUUUACACAAUCAAACAGAUUGUCGUCGGCUGCAAGGUACAGAUGCCAUCAUAACAACUAGAAGAUACCUAGAAAACUGGAAAGACAGAGGUAAAGAAGAACUGACGUUUAUCAAUUUCUGACAGCUGGCGACGGAAUCUGACAGUGAAAGUUAACGACUGCAGUCCUCACCCCGCCCCUUUCCUCCGUCUGGGAAUGCCUGGAUGUUUACACUACUGCCAGUGGUCAGGAAUGGUGAGCAGUUGAAGCAAAAGUGCUUGAGCUCAUAGCCGCUUGCCCAACUAACUCGCUGACAACAGACGUCCUUUUGUCUUCUGUUCGGAGUCUGUUUGGAGAGGCCCUCGCACUCCCAGUGCCGCUCGACCUUGGCUCGAAAAGAGGCAAAAGAUCCGCCAUCAUCACCAUCGCAAACCCCCGAUUGUGGAGGCACACAGCUAGGCUGCCACUUCCUGGGGUGUAAGGGAUUGAGCUGCUGUCAAGAUGAACGCAGAGCCACAAGGACCACAAGAAGCAACCCAGCCCUACCAGCAAGAGAUGGCCCCCCCGAUGCCGAUGGAGCCCAGUAUGAGUCAGCUGGGCAACUUCCAGAUCGUCAAGAAGAUCGGCAGCGGCCAGUUCAGCGAAGUCUACCGAGCGCUCUACCUGAUGGACAACACACCUGUGGCACUCAAGAAGGUCCAGAUAUUCGACUUGAUGGAUGCCAAAGCUCGCCAAGAUUGCAUCAAAGAGAUAGAUCUCCUUAAGCAACUAAACCAUCCCAAUGUCAUCAAGUACCAUGCCUCCUUCAUUGAGGACAACGAGCUGAAUAUCGUACUGGAGCUGGCCGACGCUGGGGACCUGUCCCGCAUGAUCAAGCACUUUAAGAAGCAGAGGAGGCUGAUUCCGGAGCGGACGGUGUGGAAGUAUUUUGUGCAGCUGUGCAGCGCACUGGAACACAUGCACUCCCGACGCGUCAUGCACAGAGACAUCAAGCCGGCCAACGUGUUCAUCACGGCCACAGGAGUGGUGAAGCUGGGAGACCUGGGAUUAGGACGCUUCUUCAGCUCCAAGACCACCGCCGCUCACUCACUAGUGGGCACCCCUUAUUACAUGUCUCCAGAGAGGAUACAUGAAAAUGGAUAUAACUUCAAGUCUGACAUCUGGUCACUAGGCUGCCUGCUAUACGAGAUGGCUGCUCUCCAGAGUCCCUUCUAUGGAGAUAAGAUGAAUCUCUACUCCCUGUGUAAGAAGAUUGAGCAGUGCGACUACCCACCCCUGCCCUCGGAUCACUACUCCGAGCAGUUAAGGAAGUUGGUAGACAUGUGUAUAAACCCCGACCCCGAGAAGCGGCCGGACAUCUGCUACGUUUACGACAUCGCCAAGCACAUGCACGCCCUGACGUUGGCCAAUCCGUGAAACCCACACACGCACCACCAUGACGUUGGCCGAUUCGCGAGGACGUCAAAGCAGCAAACCCCCUCACCCCCGCCCCCGCCCCAGUCUUCACAGUAAGGAUGCACUCCCAACUCCCCUCCUCUGCGGUGAGAACUUUCCACAAUCACUUCACACCUGAGCUUGAAUCCUCCUACGGAGUGAACUCCCAUCUUCUCUCCUCACAGUCACACCCCAGUCAAAUCCUGCCAAGCCGUGAGGACACUCAGUUUUUUUCCACACCCCAGGGAGUGAGGACAUUGCAGUUUCUCUCUUCUCCUUACAGCCACCCUCUACACACACACCUCCCCCCCCCAAUCGAGUGCUCCAAACCAGCUCCUGCUCCACCCUCCUGCUCCCGCUGAUGGCACCUGUUUGAAUCCUCCUGCUUCUUUUUAUGUCACCUGCAGCUCCUCUGAGGAGAGAUUUGACUUACAUCUUAACUCCCUCAGCGCAAAGCAGGAAAGAACGAUUGCACCUCUCAUCGCACCCCUGACUCCCUGGGAAAGAGGAAGAGAGAAAACCACCCCUCCCCUCCCCUCCCCACUGAAGGAGGUGUUAUCUCCCCAGUCACAUCUCCACAUCUCCCCCCCCCUGCCACCUGAUAUCCCCUCAGGGACCAACAGAGUUCCAGGCAUGGGGAUCAGCAGGGGGGAUUGCCAUGCCACACACAUGUACGUACACACAUGCACACACACACAUGCACACACACAUGCACACACACACAUGCACUCACACUAACACAUGCGUGCACGUACGCACGCAUGCACGCACGCACGCACGCACGCACGCACGCACGCACACACACACACACACACACACACACACACACACACACACACACACACACACACACACACACACACACCUGCCCUAUCAUUACUAUCCCCGUCUCGAUCAGUAGCUGUCUGUACUGUACAUGCGAUACACACACACACACACACACACACACACACACACACACACACACACACACACACACACACACACACACACACACACACACACACACACACACACACACACACACACACACACACACACACCUGUCUGUUUUCCCACCCAAGACUCAAUCAAAACCUUUGAACUUUGUUUUUAAAAUCAGAAGUGUUUCGACCACAUUGUACAACACAGAUAACAGGUAAUGGGUAACGGGUACCCACUCCAGCAGACUCUCAGCACCACACAAACACAGAGUGCAAUAGGAAAUACUUUACUAUGCUAAGGUAGUAUUGUAGUUUAGAGGAAAUGCAGAGUUUGUAACACAGUAGUUAUACUUAGUGUGACGCUCCGCCGUCGUAUAUAACAAUUUGGUUAUAUGAUGUGGAAGACAAAUGUUUGAGAAAAUGAUGGAAUGAUAAGUAAAUGUCCCCGUGGUGAGGCAGCUCAGUUUAAGAUGAUGGACCAGGUCUGAGAGUUCACAACAAGGGUAUUAGACCUGGGGGCGUAUUACAGAGAUGCACCAAUUGACAGGUGGAAGUUAGACCGGCUGAGUGGCUGUCCUAAAGCUACUGUCCUAAAGUUAGGGCAAUAGAAGUCGUAUAUUUCUUUGGGCUUAUUUCACAGAACCAGUUGAUGUCUUAGGAUGAGCUGAUUAUCGAAAUCCCAUGUGUUGAGAGUACAGGCAGAAGGAAUGUACGGUAGUUUUACAGCAAGGACUUUUAAUUUGUCAGUCUAGUCUUAAUUUCAUUUAGGAAUACAUUAAGGCCACCUGUAGACGUGUCUGGGUCAGUUGGUUGCAGUCAGCAUUGGAACCGUACUGUAACUUUCACAUUAAAUGUGCAUUCAUCUGUUAUAAUUGUUGUUUACGUUGACGAUGUUGCAUUGCGGCCGUGACAGUUGGGCUACAUGCUACUCGCCUUAGCAUAAUAAACGCUCAUGCAUUUUAGAUUCGAGAUGGAGUGUGCAGUGUAGAGAUGGACGAGGCGGGAUGAUUGGCAUCUGGAUUGUCAUGGAGAAAUUUGUAAAUUGAGUUUUUCCACGAAGGAAGAGAGAAGCGCAUCUCAUUUUAAUUUAAUGAAUCAUGUCAGUCAAGCCGGUUGUCAUCAAAAUGCAACAAGCAAUUACAACAAAUAAAUUCACCAGAACAACACAAACACACAAUGUCAGUAUAUGAAGGCGUGCAGUCAUAAGGUGCUGUUUGUCAUGCAGAGUCUUUCUUGAGCGCACACAGUACUACUUAGACUACAUAUCCUUAGAGUUUACCAUUGAAAAUCACGUACCUCUGUCAAGAAAUUAUUAUUGAAUUAUUGUUGAAUAUUAACCUCAUUUAUAGUCAUUUGCGGAGUUCGGCAGGUAAUUUUAUGUUAUCAUUAUUCACCAAUAAUAAUUGUAACCAGAUACACAAAAAUAAUCUUUAUUUACACACACAGAUUCCACUGAGAUCCAGAAAGCUUUGCUUCUUAUAAGUCCCGCAGCAUUUCUAAGAUUGCACCCUUGCAGAAGAAUGAAUAGGGACUUUUGAAAUUAUAUAUGGAAUUCAAUAUGUUUCGAUACAAUAGCCACUCUUUUGUCAGUUUUCACUGAAUUUCAUUUUGCAUCCCUUAGCAAGACUUGUUAAAAGAAGCACAGGAAAGACCUAUAGACUAGACACAAGACUAUUGCAUGUGUGUCUGGGACCGCAGUAGCCCACAGCCACAGAUAUAGGCCACAGAUAUAGGCAAGACAGGCCACACAGGCCUAUGGCGUACGUACGCAAUAAAUAAUAGAUGAUAUGAGAUAAUAUUUUUCCCCCCUAUGGCAUAUUUUUUUAAUGUUUAUACAGAUUAUAAUGUAAAAAAGUUAGAUUUUAUUUAGCUACGUAUGGAGGCUUUUAUGAAUUGAUGGUAUUUACUAGGUGAUUUUACGGAUAUUGCAUAGGAUGAAAGGCACUUAGAGUUUUCUCCAAUAACAUCAUACUGCGCGAUGUACUCAUAUCAUGUUAUAGUGAAAAGGCCCCUGGUCUGGCUAUGCUGUGCUCCUCUGGACCAGGAAGUAAGUGGCAGCUGGCAGUCCUCAGAGAAAUGUAUUCCUACACAUCGUGACAGAAAGGCAAGAGCAGAGACUUCCGUCCCAGACACUAUUUUUUGGACAAAUGCCAUACUACACGUACCAUCACAGGAAAGCUAUUUGCGACUCAUGCAAAGGGGCCACUGAAGUUAGAAGGAAGGUUACCUA